CUUGAGGAGGAGCGAAGAUGGCGGAGUGAGGUGCGUCGAGGCCCCCUGGCCUUUGGGCCAGGGGGAGGGCCGGACCCCGGGCGCUCGAGUGCUUCUGCUGGCCCGUGCGAGGUAAGCCGAGAAGGCCAAGACGGGAACUAGCAGGAGGUGGCGCGGCCCAAGCCGUCCGAAGAACGGAGUGCGCGAAGCCUGCCCGCAGCUGGCACGGGCCUUGGCCAGGCGCGGGUUUCCUUGAAGAACAUUUUCCUUGACUUGUAGGUGCUUUUAUAUUCAUCUCAAAAAGAAAACAAAAUUCUGAACUCAGGAUUUGGCAAGUUUUGAAUCAGAACUGUCUCGUCUUCAACCAGAAGAGGUUAUUCAAGAUAUUUGCAGUUUAACAAGUGUGAUGUUUAACAGCAGUGAACUGCUAAUGUUUUUACACGCUUGCAUUUGGCGAUCAUGCUACAGUAUUUCUAUGUUGUCUCCUGGAGUGGGGUUGUCCUGCUUCUUUUAUCGGGCCACCUUCCCUAUUCUUGAAAUGUGGAUAUCUCUUCUCUAAACUUUACCUCCAUGAUUUGGACUGGAAAAGGCUGCUCUUCUUUUUGUUCCACCUCUCAGAUUCAAAGAAGAGAAGCCCCUGGGAUGCAGUCAUCCUGCUAACUUCUCUAGGAAGAAAGAAGCAACUGAUAUACAUCUUCUGCUGCAAUUUGCUUAAUCACAAAUAAUUUUACAAGCUGAAGGCUGAUAUCAUUUGAAACAGAUUUACUGGAUAAGAACAAAGGUCCAAUUUUGCAGUAAAACCUUUGAUGUGAUAAAGAAGCAUAAAGACAAGAUAUCACAAGACCACUGCUGAAACAUUACUUCCACAGAGAGGCCUUACCUGACCCCCAAACCAGUUUUGGAUGCUUAUACUUGCAGCAUCCAAGAGGAAAAGGCCAAGAGGACCAGAGAUGCUGACCCAGAGCCCUGUCAUGGCUGAGCGACUAGAACAAUCCUGGAGUGGCCAACUGCCCCACCCUGUACUUGUUAAAGCCACUCUUUGGUUUUCUGUAACUAGCAACCAAAUUCAUUCUGAUACACACAGACAUAGAUUCAUCAUAUUCCCAGACUCGUGCUACCUAUACUUUCCCUUUUUUUUUUUAAAUUUAAUUUUAUUUAUUGACUGAGUUGGGUCUUCGUUGCUGCGUGUGGGGCUUUCUCUAGUUGUGGCGAGUGGGGACUACUCUUCAUUGUGGUGCACGGGCUUCUCAUUAGAGUAGUUUCUCUUGUUGCGGAGCACAGGCUCUAGGUGCGUGGGCUUAGUUGCUCUGUGGCAUGUGGGAUCUUCUCAGACCAGGGCUCAAACCUAUAUCGCCCACAUUGGCAGGUGGAUUCUUAACCACUGCGCCACCAGGGAAGUUCCCUAAUUUCUACUUAAUCAGAAAGAAUAUACUGACCUUUGAGUCCAAUUCCUCAUUUUGAUUAAGAAAUUACUUAAAAAUCUCAUAAUGCUUUUCAAAUUUAUAUUAAAAAUUUUUGUUACUAAAAGCUUAUUUCCCUAAGCAAAAACUCAAUUACAGGUUGGCUGGAAUAAUUACUUAAAACUGUUUCUAAAAAAGAUUCGAGGUUACGAAUAGCACACACUUAGAGAUGCUUUUCCCUGUGUCUUUAAACUUAAUUCUAAAUAGAAAUUAUUUAAGAAUGAACUAGAAAUUGAAAGUAAAAUAUCAAUCCAUCUCAAGUACACAUAUCCUGUUGAAAAUCAGCAUUGAGGGACUUCCCUGGUGGUCCCCGGUUAAGACUCCACACUCCCAAUGCAGGGGGCCCGUGGUUCAAUCCCUGGUCAGGGAACUAAAUCCCGCACACCGCAACUAAAGAUCCUGCACGCCACAACCAUCCACACGUGUGCCGCAACUAAGACCAAGUUUAGCCAAAUAAAUAAAUAAAUAAAUGUUUAAAAAAAAGAAAAUUGGCAUCGAAGAACAAAUAGUGUACCUAAUGCGCACUGAACAACCUCAUGGCAAAGGAUGGGCUUUAUUUUUAAGGUUGUUUGUUUUUACGGAGUCUUAACCACUGGACCAUCAGGGAAGUCCCCUAUUUAUAAGUUUUUUUUUUUUUAAUAUUUAUUUAUUUAUGUGGCUGUGUCGGGUCUUAGUUGCGACACGCGAGCUCUUUGUUGCAGCACGCAGGCUUCUCUCUAGUUGUGGCGCUUGGACUCCAGAGUGCAUGGUCUCAGUAGUUGCAGCACGCAGGCUUAGUUGCCCCGUGGCAUGUGGGAUCUUAGUUCCCUGACCAGGAAUCGAACCUGCGUCCCCUGCACUGGAAGGUGGAUUCUUAACCACUGGACCACCAGGGAAGUCCCCCCUAUUUAUAAGUUUUAUUGCUCUUGUUGUCCAUAGCUCAGCUAGAAACACCCAUCUAAGCGCAUUAAAUGAGCAAAAGGAAACUUUCUGUUUUAUGAAUGGAAAUUAAGCUUUGGAGUUAAGACAUGGACUCAAUUCUCAGCUCCUCCACAUCUCCAAGCCCCAGUUUUCUUACAUUAAGAACUCAGUAAGGGAAAAAAAAAAACAAAACACAAAAACUCAGUGAGGUAAGCAUAGUACAAUACCUGACACAAACUAGGCCAUCAAUGGCUGUUGUUGUUUCUAAUAAUCAAGAAGAGACUUUGAUAGAUGUUUCAGUUUGUUGCAAUAACAGAAAAGCUUAAGUAAAAAGUAGAAUUUAUAUUUAGAAAGACAAGAAAUAUCCAAAGUAAUUCAUGAGAAGGAACAAACAAUAGGGAACUUUUUCUGACUUUAUGAGGCCACAUGGUCAUUAUUUUUUACUUUUCUUUGUGUAUCUGCUUCAUUCUUCUUUUUCUGUAGACAAAAUUUCUCUGCAUUUACAUGCACGACAUAGAAAAUAUCUACCCUAAACCUACAGCUUUCACUUCCCAACUUCAGCACCAGUUCCAUCUACAGAUGACCAAUGUCUCUGGGUCUUUAUUUCAAAUUCUUAGGGUAAAAAGCCUGAUUGGCUUAGCUUAGGUCAGGUCUAUUCCUGAUCCCAUCACCUGGGAGUGGUAUCACACAGGAUAACAAAUAUGGCCACAAAGUCCCACACUAUGGGAGGGAGACAGGGGCUAGGCACAAACCCCAAAAGUGUCUACUACAGGAUUAUUUUGCAAAAACUUACCUUCCAAAAGUUCUUGGAAUGAAAGAAUAUCCUCUCAGUUAUUCCAUGGUAUGAUUAUUAACACAUGGUAUGAUUAUGAGACAUCCAAAAUGAUCAUAAUGUUAUAAGACUAUGUUUUGGUCCCAUUGCCAUCUUUUUUGUAAGAAACAGUACCUGGCUUUAGCAUCUUCUCUGGUACAAACAUUCUGCCUUUUCUGGAAGAUGUUUUAAAAUUUAUUUGAUAAAGAAUAUCUAAGUCUACUUACCACACCAUUUUGUCAGUGGAAAGGCAGAAGUGACCUCUCAAGGCAGCAAGGGCAGCAUGAGUAGAAUACAGAUGGAAACCAAUGGGAAUCUCACAGGAACUACAGAAUAAAAGGUUGUACGUGCUGGGAGGAAAAAACAGGAUUUGGGUUAAGAAAGAAAAUCAAAGAACAAAUACAAAAUAACUCAUGUUAUGGACUCAUUCCUAAAAAAUAGGCUAUGAUAGGAAUGAGACUGAGGAAAUGUCACAUUCAAGAAAGGUUAACUCAAGGGCUUCCCUGGUGGCGCAGUGGUUGAGAGUCCGCCUGCCGAUGCAGGGGACACGGGUUCAUGCCCCUGUCCGGAAGGAUCCCACAUGCCACGGAGCGGCUGGGCCCGUGAGCCAUGGCCGCUGAGCCUGCGCGUCCGGAGCCUGUGCUCCACAAUGGGAGAGGCCACAACAGUAAGAGGCCCGCGUACCACAAAAAAAAAAAAGAAAGGUUAACUCAGAUUAUAGAUACCCUUGUGGAUUCUGGCCACAAAAGCAAUCAUGUGAUAUGUAACUGUCAUUUCACUGAAGUAAUUUAUAUCUGAAAGCAGAAAAAGAGCUAACAAAUCAGAUUAACAUUUAAACAGGGACCUCCCUGGUGGCGCAGUGGUUAAGAAUCCACCUGCCAAUGCAGGGGACACAGGUUCGAACCCUGGUCCGGGAAGAUCCCACAUGCCGCGGAGCAACUAAGCCCGUAAGCCACAACUACUGAGCCUGCGUGCUGCAGCUACUGAAGCCCACGCACCUAGAGCCUGUGCUCUGCAACAAAGAGAAGCCACCUCACUGAGAAGCCUGUGCCUAGCAAUGAAGGGUAGCCCCCACUCGCCACAACUAGAGAAAGCCCGCGGGCAGCAAUGAAGACCCAAUGCAGCCAUAAAUAAAUAAAUUUAUUUAAACAAAAAAACAUUUAAACAUAUAAAACUACACAUGACCAUAUAAAUUAGCUACCAUUAAGCCAAUUUCCAGUUAAAGUAAAACAAAUCGAUUAGGGCUUAUUAAGCAAUUUAUUAAUAGAACUCAAAUCAGGUUUUGUUUUGUUUUUGCAGAUAUAACAAAAAAUUAAAAAAUUACCCAGAUAAAAUGCAAAAGAAAGAAAAUAAAUCAUAUUGUCCUAGCAAGCUAUUUUAUUUUCCUUUAUCCUUUGAAAGAUUACUGGAUGAGGAAUCAGGAAACAUGGAUUUUAGUUCUAGUUACACCAUGUAGGUUACAGCAGAAUUAGUCCUGCCAUAACUUAUUACAAAUUCCAGGUUAAAUGAAAACUUGUAAUUCCUAGUUAUGUCAAAGGAUUGUAGUUUAUGCCGGCUCCCAGCCACCCAGUAAGAAAGCGGCAACGCUUCCCAGACGCCGUGCCCACUCACUGGAGAAGACCACGGCUGCAAGGGACCGCGACAGGUUCCAGGCGAGGUGCACAGAGUCAGCGAGCACGACGUGGCACUGCGCACACUGGAACACAGCGCAUCUCUCGGGCUGCAGCCACCAUGGCAGCCGCGGGCCGGACGGCUCCUCCGGCCCCAGCCCGGCGGGGCCGAGUGGCGAAGACCCUUUCACCACCUGCGUGUCCCACUCCAUGGAAGUCGUAAGAGAAGGUUCAUCAAUCGUCUUCUUAGCGCCAUCACAAAAGUCACCCCGCGGCUGCUUUGCAAAGCGCGAGCGAUGCCUCCGCGGCCUAGCCGCCAUCUUCCUGCAGCUGGCGCCUCAGUUUCAAAGACGCACCGUGCCCCGCUCCAAGCUUGGUUCCUGGGUCCUCAUUGGACAACGUGAGCCGGGUGGGGCUCUGCCGCGCACUCGUUGCCUGGACACGCCGUUUGGCGCCUUCGUGUUGGUGAGGGAGGGUGAAGAACGUGCGUCUGGUGGAGGGGAAGUCAGCCUUUCUAUUGGUCAACACCAGGAGACCCCGCCUUUGAGGCAUUUUUAACCAAUGGAAGUGCAGCUUUCUCAAUUUAAACUCUGUAACGUUCUGUUUGGUCAACGCUUAGAGCGGCGCAAGAGUUUUGAACGGCGUUUUUGGGAGUGGAGGAUCGAUCCUCUGCGUGGUCGCCUGGAUUGCAGUUCGCCAUGACCGUCCCCUCCCUGGAGGAGCUGGACUCCUUCAAGUACAGUGACCUGCAGAACUUGGCCAAGAGUCUGGGCCUCCGGGCUAACCUGAGGGCAGACAAGUUGUUAAGAGCCUUAAAAGCCCACCUUAAAAAUGAAGCUAGAAAAGAAAAUGAGAAUCAGGAUGAAAUUCAAACUUCUGCAUCUUCUUGUGAUGAGAUUGACGUACAGCUCAGCAGCCAGGAGCAAGCUGAGAGGGAGCCAGUGGGCCAUGUCACCAAAACAAGGAGAAGGCGCAGGACUGUCUACAGGAGCCCUGACUCCCAGCAGGAUCAUUCAGAGAUAAAAGUAUGUGAUCCUACUGAAUUCCAGAAUCAAGAAAAGCAUGAAAACCAGGCUCUCAGAACUAUUGUAGAAGCUCCUUCUCUACCAAACAAGAGUCAAGAUGAGAAUGCAGUGCCCUCAGGAAAAAGUGGAAUAAAUGGUAAUGAAGGUCCAAAGAUACCUUCAGAAAGAAAGAAGUCUCUCUACACAGAUGGGUUUUCCAAACCCGGAAAAAAUAAAAGAACUGCAAGCACUACUCCAAAUUUUAAGAAGCUUCAUGAGGCUCGUUUUAAGGAAAUGGAGUCCAUUGAUCAAUAUGUUGAGAGAAAAAAGAAACAUUUUGAAGAACACAAUUCAUUUAAUGAACUGAAGAAGCAGCCCGGCACUAAGGGAGUGGUGGCAACUCCAGUUCCUCCCCGAGAAAGACUCUCUGUGGCUCGUACCCCCGCCAGCCAACGGGGCUCACAAGGCCGGCCCCACGCAGGCUGUAGCACCUCGUGUGUGAAGGGGCUGGCCAAGCGCUCCGCGCUCUCAGCAACUAAGAUGAACGUCAGGUUUUCAGCUGCUACUAAAGAUAAUGAGCAUAAGCGUUCACUGACCAAGACUCCAGCCAGAAAGUCUGCACAUGUGACCACAUCUGGGAGUACCCCAAAAGGCCAGGCUGUGCUCGAGACACACAAGUUAAAGACCACAAGGGCUGAAUCUGCUGCUGUUAUUACCCCGUUCAAGCUGACAGCUGAGACAGCGCAGACUCCAAUCUCCCAUAGAAAACCAGUGUUUGAUCUCAAAGCAAGUUUGUCUCGUCCCCUCAACUAUGAGCCACACAAAGGAAAACUGAAACCAUGGGGACAAUCUAAAGAAAACAGUUCUCUGAAUGAACAUGUCAACAGAGUAAGCUUACACAAGAAAAGUUAUAAACAGCCUCAUCGCCAGACCAGGGAGGAGCAACGGAAGAAACAUGAGCAAGAACGAAAGGAGAAGAAAGCAAAGGUUCUGGGAGUUCGAAGGGGCCUCAUUAUGGCUGAACAUUCAUAAUUUAAUAUCCCGUAAAUAUUCCUUUUCUCUGAACCCUCUUUUGUAAAUAUUUCUGUACUGUCCUCUCACUUUAGCCAAAAGACCUUUUUCUGCUCUUCACUUUGUUCGUAUAUAUGUAGUGUCUGUGGCUUCUUCACGUUUUACCCCUGAAAAGACAUUACUACCUUUAAAGCUCUCAAAUUCUUUUGAAAUAGUUUUUACCUAAGCCCCUGUACAACUAACUCAGGUUUCUAAAAAGACCCAUCCUGUAGAUUCUUGACCUAGAUUUUUAAGGUCAAGUUCCCUCUGCUGGCUCUAAUAACAGAACUUCAGUCCUCUUCUAGGCAAAAGCACUUACCUGAUGGUAGCUAAUUAUACUACAGACUUUAGUAGAAAUUGAACAAUAACAAGUUAUGAAUAGGGUAAGCUGUGAAAGGCCACCUCUUCAUCCUCUAGAGAACCUAGUAGUCUUACCGAAACUGUGGGCCAUAUGGGUUUAUAAGGCGUCAAUAUUUUAUCUAUGUGAAAUGUUUCAUUUAAGCUUCUAUGUACCUCUUUCAGAUCACUUCAUGUAAUUGUCAGUUACAUCUCUUUUUUUUUUUUUUCCCUCAAUAUAUUCUUAAAAACAAAACUCUAGCUCAUUCUAGCCUGGCUUAUUUAGAAAUAUACAGGGUCAUAUUGAAAUUUGAGGAUUGUUGCUUUAAGGAUUACUAUAUGCUCUGUCAAACUUAUACAUCUUACUCAAUUUAUGGAAAAGACUAGAGUUGCUUAGUAUCAUAUUCAUGUCUGUUGCACCCGAAUGGAGCUUCCGAGUUUUGUACUGCUUAAAAUUUUCAUAAAUAAAAUUUUUUCUCAUGG
This is a messenger RNA of Lagenorhynchus albirostris (white-beaked dolphin), 7633 nucleotides long. It is a transcript of the gene NUSAP1, whose product is annotated as nucleolar and spindle associated protein 1. The transcript is spliced from 20 exons. Gene Ontology annotation, cellular component: mitotic spindle; nucleolus; microtubule. Gene Ontology annotation, biological process: mitotic chromosome condensation; mitotic cytokinesis; establishment of mitotic spindle localization. The coding region runs from base 5459 to 6796 and encodes 445 amino acids. Gene Ontology annotation, molecular function: microtubule binding. Lineage: Eukaryota; Metazoa; Chordata; Mammalia; Artiodactyla; Delphinidae. The record is from RefSeq and is a predicted model, not a curated record.